This is a messenger RNA of Kickxella alabastrina, 2692 nucleotides long. Its product is annotated as OPT oligopeptide transporter protein-domain-containing protein. NCBI's taxonomy places the organism in Eukaryota, Fungi, Kickxellomycota, Kickxellomycetes, Kickxellales, Kickxellaceae. Gene Ontology annotation, molecular function: oligopeptide transmembrane transporter activity. The record is from RefSeq and is a predicted model, not a curated record. Bases 98 to 2641 code for a protein of 847 amino acids. Gene Ontology annotation, biological process: transmembrane transport. The transcript is spliced from 2 exons.
CGCAUAAUUAGUGUACUAGCAAAAAACAAUUUACACCUAGCUAUAUAUACUUUUUUGUUGCACAAGAGGCCUUGAAAUAUAAUCAUCUCCCAAGUGCAUGGCGGGUCCCAAGGGUUAUUUAGAUGCCGGGGAUGAGUCGCAUAUCGACACAUUGGGUUCACAACCUAGCGCUCCCGAGGUGCACCAUAGCACGGGAAGAAAAAAUGUAGACAAGAUAGAAAUAGCCGCCAAAAAAAAUAAAGCAGCGGCAACACCAUAUACACUAGAAAACACAGCUGCUUAUGCGGAGAAAAAGGCUGAUGCCGGGAAUUACUCUAGCAGUACGUACACGGGCUCUGAAAGUGAGGGAGCAGAGCUUCUCGGCUACAACUCAGGUGAAAACGGCACUGUAGAUAAUGAAAAGCACAACAUGGACAGCGCCAAGGGUGCUGACCUCGAUGAUAGCCCAUUUGAAGUUGUACGCACAGCAGUCAGCAACACGGACAUGCCGUCAAUGCCGUCAAUGACGUUUCGCUCGGCUGUACUGGGUGUGUUUUUUGUGUUUCUCAUUUCGUUCGUCAACCAAUUUUACUGGGAGCGCGACAACCCAAUUGCGCUUAACUUGCUUAUUGUGCAGCUGCUGUGCUAUCCGGUAGGCGUUGCAAUGGCUUGGGGGCUUCCUGUGCGGACAUGGAACUGCUUUGGGUACAAGUGGUCAAUGAACCCAGGUCCAUUUACCAUCAAGGAGCAUGUGUUGGUUUCGCUCAUGGCAAAUGCCAGCUCCAACAUGGCACUGACCGUUGAUAUCUUUGCAGUACUGCGCUUGUAUUACGACCCAUCAUUUUCACUGUGGACGGCAUUGAUUCUGCUCCUUAGUGGCCAGCUAUUUGCCUACUCACUCGCCGGUCUUUCCCGCACACUCCUGGUACUCCCAGCGCCAAUGAUCUGGCCCUCGACACUCAUAAAUGCGUCUCUCUUUCGCACUUUUCACGAAAGCGACACUUACGCCGAAAACAAGGCCGCCGCCGCCGCUGCUGUGAUGUCUGCCGAAAGUGCAGCGCAAAAUGGUAGUGCACGCAGAUCAUUGUGGAAACGCUGGAGGCCAAAGUCAAUGUCCAGCAUGAACAGAACGCAGUUCUUUUGGAUAUGCUUUGCGGGCAGCUUUGUGUGGUACUUUGUGCCUGGAUAUCUCUUGCAAGUCCUGUCAACCAUAUCGGUGCUCUGUCUAAUUGCACCGAACAACCACUUGGCCAACCUGAUAGGCGAUGGCAAGCGGGGUCUCGGUGUACUGUCCUUUUCACUGGAUUGGAGUGUCUUCUCGAAUGCAUUCCUUUUAAGUCCCAUCGCCACGCCCUUCUGGGCUGCGUGCAACUUAUUCCUGGGAUUUGUGCUUGUUUUCUGGAUUGCCCUGCCUAUUGGCUACUUUAAGAACAUGUGGGGCGCAGCCACACUGCCGCUCUAUGGCGCUAAUGUGUACACAACAAACAGCACGCUCUACAACAUUUCUAGUGUUAUGCGUGAUGGCGUGUUUGACCCGCAGGCUUAUGCUGAAUACAGCCCCUUGCGCAUGUCACUUGAGUUUUCAUGGGUCUAUGGGAUUGGUUUUGCCGCGCUGAUGUCUAUAUUGGUUCACAUCGGGCUCUACAAUGGAAAAGAGAUAAUUUCCAGAGUGCGCGAGUCAAAGUCCAAGCAUGACGAUGUACAUGGGCGGCUUAUUAUGCAGUAUCCGCCAGUCAAGACCUGGUGGUACUUGGUUAUGCUUGUGGCUAGCUGCGCAAUAGGAAUUGCCAUUGGUGCGGGAAUGAAAAUUGGUGUUCCGUGGUGGGGCUACAUCUUGUCGUUUGCCAUCGCCAUUGUGUUAAUUAUUCCUGUAGGCAUAAUCCAGGCAGUCUCCAACAGGCAGCCGGGACUCAGUCUGGUUGCCGAGCUGCUCUCAGGUCUGGUUCUGCAAGGUAUACCCACAGGUUACUCAAUUCUCAAGCUCUACGGUCAUGGCAGCCUUGCCCAGGCGCUCUCAUAUGCACAAGACAUGAAGCUGGCACAUUAUAUGAAAAUACCACCACGCCAGGUGCUCAUCUACCAGGUCGCUGGCAUAAUCAUCAGCGUCGUCAUCCAGACAUGUCUCUUCUUCUGGCUCAUUGACCAUAUCCCAGGAAUGUGCCAGCCUGAGGGCUACCCGUGGGUCUGUCGCUCGACCAACCUGGUAUACAGUGCAUCCAUAAUCUGGAAUCUCAUUGGCCCUCUGAAGGUUUUCGGCGAGGGCUCACCGUACAGCCCGCUGCUCUGGGGCUUCCUUUUUGGCAUAUUCCUCCCCAUUCCCGUGUACUUCCUCCAGCGUCGCUUCCCCUCUGUAGAAUGGCUUAAGUACGUUUAUAUUCCAGUGAUACUCUCCGGAAUUGUCGGGCUGCCACCAAUGCCCCCGGUUGACUUCCCCAUGUGGUUUUUGUUUGGGUUCAUCUUCAACUUUUUGAUACAUCGGUACUGGAACAUGUGGUGGCAAAGGUACAACUUUACACUUUCUGCCGGUCUCGACUCUGGGCUGGCGCUCUCGGGGAUUUUCCAGUUCCUGGCCCUGUCGCAGAACGGCAUUAAUCUCGAUUGGUGGGGGAACCAGAUAGACCGUCAGUGCCCGCUGAGUUCACAGCCAUGGAUAAAAUCGUAGUUGUGUAUUACCUACGGUGAACCAUUCAUAUUUUUCUUUUUUUUUUCUACA